This is a messenger RNA of Lotus japonicus, 3979 nucleotides long. Its product is annotated as protein INVOLVED IN DE NOVO 2-like. Bases 722 to 3739 code for a protein of 1005 amino acids. The record is from RefSeq and is a predicted model, not a curated record. The transcript has 17 exons. Lineage: Eukaryota; Viridiplantae; Streptophyta; Magnoliopsida; Fabales; Fabaceae. Gene Ontology annotation, biological process: gene silencing by siRNA-directed DNA methylation.
AUUCAGAAAUUAGAUAGAUAUCGAUUCUGCGUAGUUGAAGAGCAUGUUUGGGUAGCUGUUUUGUUUCUGUUGUGAAUGCGAUUUUCACAAUUCCAAUCCAAACGUGAAAAGAAUUUUUGGGUUUCCAUUUUCUGUUGCAACAUUGCUUUUUCUCUCUUCUCUCUUCUCAGGUAAUUUGAAUUUGUAUGAUGAUGGUGAACCAUACUCAUGAAGGGAAUGCCAGUAAGCAAUGCAAUGCUUCAGUAAACCUUCACAAGGAAACUGAGCCCCAGAAACAAAUAAUGAUUGAUAAAGCUGCAGUUAUGAGCAAACUCAAACAAUCUCUGGACAUGAACUACAGCAGGCAAAGGCCAAGUACUCUAAUAUGAGUUAUGAAAUGGAAGGUGUAAAGAAAGAAUGUGAUCAGAUUACCAAAGAAUUGGAGGACUGUAAGUCCCUGAAUGAUCUUCAGCAGCAGAAUUUUACGGAGGAAAUAAUAAAGAAUUUAAUGCAAAUGAGCUCUCUUCAGAUGGCUGCUCUGAAGCAACAAAAUGAGUCAGAACUAAAACAGUUAAAGGUCAAGAUCUCUAAUAUGAGUCAUGAAAUGGAAGGUAUAAAGAAAGAACGUGAUAAGAUUAACAAAGAAUUGGAGGACAGUAAGUCCCUGAAUGAUCUUCAGCGGAAGAAUUUUAUUAAGGAAAUAAGAAAGGUUUCGCAAUAAAAAAGCCGAGGAACAACUGUGAUGGCUCACAGCUCUGACGAGGAUUCUGAUAUAAGUGAAUCAGAAAUAAGUGAGUAUGAAGAUAAAUAUUAUGAUGAACUGAAAAGUGGAAGUCAGAAUGUGAAAACCACAGAUGAGACCUUCACUUGUCCAUACUGCCCUAAGAAAAGGAAACAAGAUUAUUUUUACAAUGAACUCCUUCAACAUGCUUCUGGGGUGGGUCAGAGUUGUUCACAAAAGAGAAAGGCAAAAGAAAAGGCUAAUCAUUUGGCUUUAGCGAAAUAUUUGGAAAAGGAUCUACUGAAUGGCGAUGUUCCAUCAAAACCUGCUGAUAAAAGUGAUCCUCAGGUUAAUUCUGAUGAGCAGUUUGUGUGGCCUUGUAUUGGGAUUGUAGUUAAUAUUCCCACUAGACAGACAGAAGAUGGACGCAUUGUUGGGGCGACUGGUUCCAAGCUGAGGGAUGACUACAGAAACAGGGGUUUUGAUCUAGUUCGAGUCAAUCCUCUGUGGAAUUUCCGAGGACACACUGGAACUGCUCUUGUGGAAUUCAAAAAAGGCUGGCUAGGCUUACAGAAUGCAUUGGCCUUUGAAAGAGCAUAUGAAUUAGAACAUCAUGGAAAAAAGGAUUGGUUUGCUAAUUCUGAACCGAAGUCUGGUCUAUAUGCCUGGGUUGCUCGAGCAGAUGACUACAACAAAACGAACAAUGUCAUUGGGGAACAUCUGCAGAAGAAGGCCGAUGUCAAAACCAUACCUGAAGUCAUUGAAGAAGAAGCUCGACGUAGUGGUAUUCUAGUGUCCGAAUUGACUAACAUUUUACAGGUAAAAAACAAGCACUUAAAAGAGAUAGAAGAAAGAUGCUCUGAGACUACGGCCAAAAUAGAGAUUGCUAUAUCAGAAAAAAAUAAGCUCUUUGAAGCUUAUGAUGAAGAGAUAAUGAAAAUACAGUCAAGUGCUAGGCAAUACUUACAAAGAAUUUCUAACGAUCAUGAGAAGCUUAAAUUGCAACUGGAAUCUCAGAAAAGCGAGCUCGAGUUGCGAAAAAUUGAACUGGAAAAGCGUGAGGCACAUAAUGAAAGUGAAAGAAAAAAGCUGGCAGAAGAUAUUGCAGAGAAUGCAGUGAAGAAUAACUCUCUUCAGAUGGCUUCUCUGGAGCAACAGAAGGCGGAUGAAAAUGUUAUGAAACUGGCUGAAUAUCAAAAGAGAGAAAAAGAAAAACUCCAUGCUAAAAUCAUUCAGCUUCAAAAACAACUGGACAUGAAACAAAAGCUGGAAUUGGAGAUUCAACAGCUAAAAGGAUCAUUAAGUGUUCUGAAGCACAUAGAAGAUGAUGAAGAUGUUGAAGUUCUGAACAAGGUGGAUGCUUUACACAAGGAUUUGAGAGAAAAGGAGGAGUUACUUCAAGACUUAAAUGAAUUGAACCAAACACUAAUCGUCAAAGAGAGGAGGAGUAAUACCGAGCUGCAAGAAGCUCGAAAAGAAUUGAUUGAUUACAUUAAAGAGACGUCAUUUCGAUCCCAUAUUAAGCUGAAGAGAAUGGGGGAAAUGGACACUGGACCAUUCCUCGAAGCCAUGAAGAAAAGAUAUAAUGAAGAGGAAGCUGAAGAGAGAGCUUCAGAACUAUGUUCAUUGUGGGCAGAAUAUCUGAAGGACCCAGAUUGGCAUCCAUUCAAAGUUGUCAUAAUUGAAGGGAAAGAAAAGGAGAUUAUUAAAGAUGACGAUGAAAAGUUGAAUGGGCUAAAAAAUGACAUCGGUGAAGGGGCGUAUAAAGCAGUGGUGACUGCUUUAACAGAGAUAAACGAAUACAAUCCCAGUGGGCGAUACAUAACCUCAGAAUUAUGGAACUAUGAAGAGGGAAGGAGAGCAACUCUGAAAGAAGGAGCGCAAGUUCUGUUGAAGCAUUGGGAAAUGGUUAAAAGCAAGAGGGGAAUGAUGGGACCGAAGUUGCAACUAAGCCUUACUGAUACAGUUUUAGUUACAUGUCAUAUAACUGUUGAUGUUAUUGCUGAAAGGUUGAUUGAUGUUUGUGAUAGGAACAAGCAUGAUGCAUUUGGAGAGAUAAUUUCUGCAUCACAGCUGGGUUUCAAGCAUCCAUAUUUCCAAAGCUGCGAACCUAAAGGUUCCAACAUUGCUCCAACUCAUUCUACACUCAUCACUCUUCUCAGGUACUUUGAAAUUUGCAUGAUCAUGGCAAACACUAGUCAUGAAGGGGAUUCCAGUGAGCCAUGUGAGGGUUUGGUAAGCUUUCAGAAGGAAACUGAACCCCAGAGCCAGGAAAUUGUUGAUUUGCAGCAAAAACUCAAUGACAAAGCUGCAGUUAUUAGCAAACUCAAAGAAUCUCUGGACAUGGUCAUGAAUAUGACUGACAAAGAGUAUAAGCUGCAUCAGGAAUGUGGAAAGCUGAGAGGAUUAUUAGAUGAGUUGAAGCAUGUGGAAGAUGAUGAAGAUGCAAAAAUUCUGAAGAAGAUAGAUGCUUUACAGAAGGGUUUAAGUGAAAAGGAAGAGUCACUUGAAGACUUAGAUGCAUUGAACCACUGCCUAAUCUCUGUAGAGCGCAAGAAUUUUGAUGAGCUUCAAGAAGCCCGAAAUGAAUUGAUUAAUGAUGACAUUAUGGAGAAGAAGUCAAAAUAUGUUCGUAUUGGAGUUAAGAGAAUGGGGGAGAUUGACACUAGACCCUUCCUUGAAGCAAUGAAGGAAAGAUAUAAUGAGGAAGAAGCUGCAGUGAGAGCUUCAGAACUGAGUUCAAUGUGGGCAGAUUAUCUGAAGGACACCAAUUGGCAUCCAUUCAAAGUUGUCACAAUUGAAGGGAAAGAAAAGGAGAUUAUUGAUGAUGACGAUGAAAAGCUGAAUGGUCUCAAAAAUGACAUUGGUGAAGGGGCAUACAAUGCUGUUGUGACUGCUUUAGUAGAGUUCAAUGAAUAUAAUCCUAGUGGGCGAUACGUAACCAAAGAAUUAUGGAACUAUAGAGAGGGAAGGAGAGCAACUCUGAAAGAAGCAAUUCAGGAUCUUAUCAGGAAAAGGAAAAUGAGCCAGAGACACUAGAGGGUUGAACAUGCUGUGUUCGUAGAUAGAAUGAAGCUUCGGAGCUGGGUAGCACUCAUCAAAUUAGUCGAACUGCGAACUUAAUGGUUGUGUGUAGUUUUUAAGUAACUUAUAAUAAUGUUGAACUGGUUGGUUUCCCUACUAGACUCUAUGAGCUUUUUGCUGAGAAUUAAACUGCAUUAGCAUUUUGACAGAACCUUUGCGCUAUCUCAAUCGUGGAAGAAGGCAUUUUAUGUUAAA